Messenger RNA from Macroventuria anomochaeta, 573 nucleotides. RefSeq lists its product as uncharacterized. The record is from RefSeq and is a predicted model, not a curated record. Bases 242 to 463 code for a protein of 73 amino acids. Lineage: Eukaryota; Fungi; Ascomycota; Dothideomycetes; Pleosporales; Didymellaceae. The transcript is spliced from 2 exons.
GCGACGCAGAGUUCGCCUACGUCCUCGCAGCUGAGUACCGCGAUCGCGUACUUACGCUUUCCUUUCGCGAGAUGCUUCUCUCUGGAUAUGGUCUCGAUAACGCAUCACAACACAAUAAGUCCAACGUUAUGUUACAGUACGAGCAGGUGGAGUAUGGACCUGGCACAUCCCCUGCUUCUAAACGAUAGGUUUUGCUAUCAUACUGAAUACUGGCCAUGGAGAAGAGUUUUGGACGUACUUCAUGGAGGCCGAGUGCUAUAAUCCAAUUGCUCUGAGUCGACAAGCGAUUGCUGAGUGGACUGGAUUAGCGGAGGGUCCUAGUUGCUUGAGAGGAAUUCUGCAAACGUACAGAGCUGGCUUGGUGAACGGUCAAAUCAAUCGUGAGCUUGGGCCGAACAAGCCGGCCAUGCCAGUCAUGACAAUUGGGUCUCCGGAGUUCUUCGGUUAUCUGGUCAAGCCAUAGAUGGAGAUGGCAGCGACAAUUUGGCACAAAGCUACAUUUUCGAAGAGUGCGGUCACAGUUUCGCUUUGGAGGCUGAAGUGAGGUUGGCGGAUGCGUUGUUGGAGUUCUUU